This is a messenger RNA of Cuscuta campestris, 1829 nucleotides long. NCBI's taxonomy places the organism in Eukaryota, Viridiplantae, Streptophyta, Magnoliopsida, Solanales, Convolvulaceae. The record is from the annotation of a GenBank genome assembly.
GUCCUAAGGACUUCUUGGGUCCCAAUUUUUUUCGGUUCGAUCCCAAUCCAUCCCGGUAGAUCUUUUUGGUCCUAGUCAUUUUGAUCAUCUCUAUUUCCGGUUCAAAUCUCAAUCUAUUCGGAUCUGUGUUUUUGGUCUUAGUCUUUUUGUUCAUCCCUACCAAUGGGCUUUGAGUUACGGAGUAUGUACAAGCACGGAGUACUAUUCUAUGGAGGGUGAAGUCUACGGAGGCGAUGUCUCCGUCUUCCCCACUAUCAUCUUUGGAGAAGAAACGUUGCCACGACGAUGAGAUGGAUGCCUUGCUCCAAUUCAAGCACACCUUUCUCAACACCAAUCACUUUGUGGAACAUGUUGGUGGGUAUGUACUUAGGCACUGUGUUUCAAAGCCGAAACUGGAGUCAUGGGAAGAAGGACGUGAUUGUUGCUCGUGGGAGGGCGUGGAGUGUGAUGAACAAGAUGAUCAUCAUGUCAGGCUUGACCUCUCAUGGAAUGACUUCAACUCUUCUCACAUACCGUCGUCGAUUGGAAACCUCUCAAAUCUCACUCAUCUCAACCUGGAGGGUUCGAAAUUCAGUGGCCAAAUCCCACAACAACAGCUCUCGAAGAUCACCACUAUGGUUUCCCUGGACUUGUCUUCGAAUUUCGGGUUGGAAGUUGGUAGUCUGAAAGGACUUGUUCAAUAUAUGAUCAACUUGAAGGAGCUCCAUCUAUCGUACGUGAACAUCGCUUCUUCAGCUCUACCUCGCGACCUCCUCUCUAAUUUCUCGUCUUUGGAAUCUCUUGAUCUUUAUGAGUGUGGGCUGAAGGGAGAGUUUCCCGUGGCCAUUUUCAAUCUCCCGAAGCUCAAUCUAAGUGGCAAUCGAGAUAUCAAAGGCCAUUUGCCCAACUUCCAUUCGGGGAGUCCUCUUAAAUCGUUGAGGCUCGAUCAUACGAGUUUUGGGGGAGUGUUGCCUCCCUCCAUUGGGAAUCUGGCCUCUUUGGAAGAGAUAGAACUCAACCAUUGCAAUUUUACAGGGAAGCUUCCAAAGUCACUUGGUAAUCUUGCCCAACUUGUUUCUUUGGAUUGUAGCAAUAUAUGGGAUGGUAAUCACUUCAACUCUGAUAGUCUUACAACUUCUUCCUUGUCAUGGAUUGGUGAGCUCACCAACCUCACUAAAUUGACCCUUGGAGGCAUGAACCUCACUCGACUUACUCACCUAUAUAUCAAUGAUAACCAACUUAUCGACCUUAGGAAUAAUAUGCUACAAGGACCUCUUCCAAUCCCACCACCUUCUUCUUCCUCCUUUUUCUCAUCCUACCUUAUUUCAAACAACAAUUUGUCAGGUCAAGUCUCAAAUCUCAUUUGCAAUUUCACAUCCCUUAGAUUUUUUGAUCUGUCAUUCAAUGGAAAACUGCCAUCAAAGCUCAUCGACACCUCGAACCCCAUGAGAAGCUCAAAUGCAAGUCACACAUUGGAAUACAUGGAGCAUAACUUGCAACUAUAUGCCAUGGGGGUGUAUGAAGAUUUCAGUCCAUUUGAUUACUCAAUGACCAUCUAUAACAAAGGGAAAGCAGUUCUGCACCUAUGACUCCACAUCAUAUGAAGGGAAUCCUAGAUUGUUCAUUGAACCGUGGAGCAAGCAGUGCGGGAAUGCGAGGUCUUUGCCUCAAAUGCAGCAGCCUCUAUCCCCUUCAAAUGAAGAUGAUGACUCGGAGUCUGGCUUUAAAAUAGAGUGGAUGAUAAUAUCGAUUCGAAUUGUAGGUGGUUUGGUUGUCAGAGUGAUCCUUGGGAACGAGUUGAUUGCAAGAAAACAGUAUUGGUUCGCCAAGACUUUGGCAAGGAUUGGGAU